Molecule: messenger RNA, 2070 nt
Organism: Humulus lupulus (European hop)
Lineage: Eukaryota; Viridiplantae; Streptophyta; Magnoliopsida; Rosales; Cannabaceae
Exons: 2
Coding region: 1-2070 (689 amino acids)
Molecular function (GO): zinc ion binding
Source: RefSeq, a predicted model, not a curated record
AUGGAAAAUAUGCUCAUUAAGGAUAAACUUGUUAUUAAUAUUGAUUCUAUUGCAAACAUUUCUACUGAUGAUGAUUUUGAUGAUGCUGGUUUAAACGAUGAUAGCAAUGUUGAUUUAGAUGAUGACGAUGAUGACAACGACAACGACAACGAUGAUGAUGAUGAUGAUGAUGAUGAUGAUGAUGAGGGGGAAAGAAACAAUAUUGAUGAUGGUUUUGUUGAGGUAAAUUUGAAUGUCCCAUGUCUUGAAAAUAGAACUUUUGAUGAUUCCUUUGACGAUGCAUACAUAUGUAAUGUUCCUGAUGCUAGUUCUGCACCUCACACUCUUGAAGAUAACCAUUUACCACUUCCUCAUGCAUCCCCUAGUGAUCAUUGUAAUGAAAGAAGUCAUGUUAGUAGUACACCAAGCUCAAAUGCAACAAGUAUUGAUGAAGAUGUUUUUUGUGUUGGUCAAUAUUUUGUGGAUAAGAAAGAGUUGAAGAUGAAAGUACACAUGCUUGCUAUACGACAAAACUUUGAAUUCAAAGUGAAAAAAUCAAAUAAGAAAUUAGUGGUUUUGGUUUGUGUUGACCCCAAUUGUAAGUGGAGAAUUCGUGCGACAAAGACAUGUGCAACAGGUUUGUUUGUUAUUCGCAAGCAUUGUAAUGAACACACUUGUUCUUUAGAAAUGCGACAAAAUCAUCAUCGGCAAGCAACUUGUUCUAUUAUUGCAGAGCACUUGAAAGCGAGAUAUGAAGGUGUGAAAAAAGGCCCAAAUCCAGCACAAAUAGUUAAUGAGAGGAACAAGAAUCUUGGUGUAAAGUGUAGUUAUUGGAAGGCAUGGAAGGCAAGAAAGUGCGCACAUGAACUUAUAAGGGGUUCAGCAGCAAACAGUUAUCCAAAACUCCCCUCUUACUUGUACAUGGUCCAAAAGUCUAAUCUUGAUGGAAAUUUUCAAAUUUAUCCUCUUGCUUUUGGUAUUGUUGAUUCUGAGAAUGAUGCAUCUUGGAAUUGGUUUUUGACAUGCUUACGAGAUCAAGUGCCUGAUACUACUGAUUUAGUGUUUAUAUCUGAUAGACACAAAAGCAUUAUAAAGGGAGUUCGAAAUGUAUAUAAAAAUGCUUACCAUGGAGCUUGUAUGUGGCAUCUUGGACAAAAUAUAAAGACAAAAUUUAGUGGUAAAGGUUUGAAAAAGUUGUUUGAGAAGACGGCAAAAGCGUACAGAGUUUCAGAGUUCACAAAGUUAUUUGCUGAGAUUUCUACAAAAAAACCAAGUCUGGCAACAUACCUGAAGAAUGCAUCUUUUGAAAGCUGGUCCAGAUGUCAUUUCCAUGGUAAUCGAUACAACAUCAUGACCACCAACAAUUCAGAGUCAUUGAACCAAGUUUUUAGAGAAGCUCGAGAAUGGCCCAUCAUUCCUUUAUUGGAGGAAAUUAUCACUACACUCUCCAGAUGGUUCUAUGAGAGAAGGACAAAUGCAAAUUCUUGUCCAACACCACUUACAGUUGACGUAGAAGAUAUAAUGAGACAAAGAUACGAACAAUCAAGGUACAUGAGAGUUACACCCAUUAAUAUAAGUGAGUUCCAUGUUAAAGGUGAGCCACUAGACGGUCUAGUUAAUAUUGAGGAACAUUCUUGUACAUGUCGAGAGUUUGACAUUGAUAAGAUUCCAUGUAUUCAUGGCAUCACUGCAGCAAUGCAUCGUGGAGUAGAUGUUUAUAGUCUAUGCUCAAAAUUCUACACGACUGAAUUUUGGAGGAUGGCUUAUGCAGAAUCUAUUUACCCUUUACCACCUGAAAUAGAAUGGCUUAUUCCAGAAGAGGUUAAGUCUCAAGUCGUUAUCAAACCAAUUAAGUUAAUUCCCCCAGGGAGACCAAAGAAUAAACGAAUUCCUUCGAGAGGAGAGUUUCCAAAGGAGAAGAGUAAUUCUGCACCUGAAUCGUCAUCAAAGAAAGUAAAGGGUAAGGUUUCUGAUGUUGAUGGGGGAAAAAGCAACGGAAGUGUUCCAAUUGUGGAUGUUAUGGGCACAACAAAACCACAUGCAAGAAGUGAUUAUAUUUCAAUUUAUUUUGGACUUGGUUUGAUGUGUUAA